AUGCGUGAGCGCAUCGUCAAGAACGACCUCCCGCCGGGCAGCAAGCUGUCCGAGGCAGAGAUCGCCAAGAGCUAUGGCAUCAGCCGGCAACCGGUCCGCGAAGCUUUCAUCAAACUGGCCGAGGAGGGGCUUCUCCUGAUCCGGCCGCAACGCAGCACACUUGUCACCAAGAUCGACUACCCGACCGUCCUGCAAUCGCGGUUCGUUCGGGAAGCCGUCGAGGCCGACAUCGUGCGGUUGCUCGCACAGGAUCCGCAGCCGGCGCUGGUUCAGGAAUUGCGAUCGCAAUUACGGAACCAGGCCAAGAUCGGCAAGACGUCCUCCGCGGACUUCAUCAAUGAAGACGAGAUAUUCCACCGCACCCUUGCAGAGGCUGCCGGAAAGGACGUUGCGUGGCAAUUCGUGGAAGGGCUGAAGAGCCAGAUGGACCGGGUCAGGUUCCUGAGCUUCGAACUCUUUCCAAUCGCCACGCUGAUCAAACAGCACACGGCCAUUGUCGAUCAGAUCGAAGCAGGCAACCCGGACACAGCCUCCCGGGCGAUGCGUGAACAUCUGAACGAGAUCCUCAAAACUCUGCCCCAGAUCAUUCAGAGAAAUCAGAUCUAUUUUGAUCGCUGCGAGGAUCUGGCGACUGAUGGAUCACCAUUCAACAGGGAGUGA
This is a messenger RNA of Effrenium voratum, 660 nucleotides long. The record is from the annotation of a GenBank genome assembly. Lineage: Eukaryota; Dinophyceae; Suessiales; Symbiodiniaceae.